GUUUGGAGCGAGUCAAGGUCUCCGCGAUUACCUACUUGAAUAUUUAGACGAAAUAUUCCAUUGCUAAAUCGUGAUCGGUCGGAGAAUCAUGGAAACUCACUUAAAAUAAUAUAGUUUUAUGGGAGCAUAUAAUACUCCUCAAUAGUUGAUUCAUAGAAAAUACCUAAUUGAUUUAUUUGUGUCGUCGCUUCGCCUAAAUUACAAGAGUACUUAAAUUAAUGGGCUUCAUUACCCGUUUACCACUUCGCGAAUUUGUACUUGGAUCGAUAAAUAUGCUUAGGUCUUCAUAACACUACAGCAGUUUGUAUAUUCUAUUAUAAGAGACAAAUUUUUCAAAGUAGAUCUAAAGAUGUCUAUCAUAAGUAAAUGUUUGUUUACAAAGGGGUUAUCUAGUGUUAUUGGUGCACAGAAUAUUCGAUCACUGAGCAAUGCAGCCAAAUACGACGUGGUGGUAAUCGGCGGCGGCAUCGUGGGCGCCGCCUCCGCGCGCGAGCUGCUCAUCCGCUACCCCGAGCUCAAGGUGGCCAUCCUGGAGAAGGAGCACCGCUUCGCGCACCAUCAGAGCGGCAACAACAGCGGCGUCAUCCACGCCGGCAUCUACUACAAGCCCGGCUCGCUCAAGGCCAAGCUCUGCGUCGAGGGCCACGCCCUCGCUUACCAGUACUGCGACAAGAAAAACGUCCCCUACCUCAAGUGCGGCAAACUAAUAGUAGCCACCGAACGCGCGGAAAUACCCAGGCUACUAGAACUUUACGAUAGGGGACAGAAAAAUGGAGUCAAAGACUUGGAGCUCAUGGAUAGAAAUCAAAUGAGAGAAAUCGAGCCGAACUGUAACGGUUUACAAGGAAUCUGGUCCCCGCACACGGGUAUAAUCAACUGGGGCGAGGUGACGAGAUCAUUCGUUGAAGAUUUCGUGGAGCGGGGCGGACAGAAAUAUUUAAAUUUCGAAGUUAGGAAGUUCGCCGAGGCGGAAGAUAGCGAGUAUCCUGUGAUAAUUUCCGAUGAGAAAGGGCAAGAGGUGCGCGCGUCUCAUGUUUUGACUUGUUGCGGUUUACAUUCGGACACGAUCGCCGUGCUGACGGGGUGCCCGGAGGAGCCGAAGAUCGUGCCGUUCCGGGGCGAGUACCUGUACAUUGUGCGGGAGAAGAGCGACCUGGUGAAGGCGAACAUCUACCCGGUGCCGGACCCGAGGUUCCCGUUCCUCGGCGUGCACCUCACGCCCACGAUCGACGGCCGGAUCAUCGUUGGACCUAAUGCGAUUUUGGCGUUUGCGAAAGAAGGGUAUAGAUGGAGCGACAUAAACAUGAAAGAGCUAAGAGAGAUCUUCAACUUCCAAGGGUUCCGGCAGGUGGCGGCCAAGUACGCGUGCUUCGGAGUGAAAGAGAUGGCGCGAUCGUGGCUGGUGCCGCUACAAGUGGCUCAGUUGAGGAAGUUCGUGCUGUCUCUGUCUACCGCUGAUGUGGAGCGAGGCCCCUCAGGGGUCAGGGCGCAGGCUAUGGGGAAGGAUGGAACGCUGAUCGAGGACUUCGUGUUCGACGCAGCCGGGCGCGGGGGUGGGGGUGGGGGGCGCGUGCUGCACGUGCGCAACGCGCCUUCCCCCGGCGCCACCUCCUCGCUCGCCAUAGCUAAAAUGAUCGCCGACAAAAUGACACUACAGUUCAAACUAUCCAACAAAAGUGCCGUCAGAGACUUAUAGGGCUCUACUCAUUUUUAUAAUUAAUAACUUAAUGACAGCUUAGAAGUAUGUAAUGCGUGGAAGCUGGAGCCAUCCCUCCCUCGCUGUAGCUAAAAUGAGCGCUGAAAACAUAGCCGACCGGUACAAACGGUCCUACAAAAACAUUAGACUUAUAUUGACCGGGAUAUAGACCGUGAUUACCUUUUUAAUUUUUGUCGAGCUCCCGAUAUUUCGACGCAGUUGC
This is a messenger RNA of Leguminivora glycinivorella, 1919 nucleotides long. RefSeq names its product L-2-hydroxyglutarate dehydrogenase, mitochondrial (gene L2HGDH). The record is from RefSeq and is a predicted model, not a curated record. Lineage: Eukaryota; Metazoa; Arthropoda; Insecta; Lepidoptera; Tortricidae. Gene Ontology annotation, molecular function: (S)-2-hydroxyglutarate dehydrogenase activity; (S)-2-hydroxy-acid oxidase activity.